AUGAAGGCGGGUAAUGCUAAAUGGAGUAAGGAAGAAACUGCUGAUCUGUUAUUAAUCAUCUGUCAAUUAAAAAAGGACAACCCAGAGAGAGUAUUCACACAGCCUCAACUAGCAACAGAGAUCAAAAAGCUUGAAGCUUUUAGUAGAUUUACAGAUGCUCAAUUGGUGAACAAAAUCAACAAUACUUAUAGACCGACAGACUCUGAUGGUACUACCAUUCAACAGACAGAUGAUGUUGAUCCAAUCAUUUCUCGACAUUCAAAUUAUCAACAUUUUUCGAAUAUUAAUCGUAACUCUCCAACAAAGUUAUCAGUUCAACCAACAUAUACUACUUUGUCUCCUACUCCUCCUACUCCUACUCCUAUGAGUACUAGUAGUAGUAGUAUAAAUGAAUCAACUUCUACACCAACCACUACACCAAUUAUGACCAAUACGCCUCCUCCACCAACACCAGUACCAACUACAUCACCAACUUUAUCAUCAUAUCAUAUUGCAAUGCCAGAUAAAGAUGAUAUAGACACUUUUGGUUACAAUAAUAAUAAUAAUAAUAAUAAUAAUAACAAUAAUAAUAGUAUGUUUAUUUCAUUUUAUGGUCAAGGUAAUGAAACUUUAACCAUUUACCUUCCACUAUGUAUGGGUGAGACGUUCAAACACACCAUCACAUCAAGUGGUGAUAUCAUUGUACAGGUGUUUAGAUCUGACUUGUGUUGUGAUUUCACUAAAACCAAGAGACUACCACAUCCAAUGUCUGGAUCGUACAAAGCCUAUUUUAAAAGACCACAAGACUAUGGAAUUCCAGUAUUAGCAACAAAGGAUACAGAGAAAAAGAUUAAAGAAAUCUCUGAAGAAGUUGAAUUAUAA
This is a messenger RNA of Cavenderia fasciculata, 861 nucleotides long. RefSeq lists its product as uncharacterized. NCBI's taxonomy places the organism in Eukaryota, Evosea, Eumycetozoa, Acytosteliales, Cavenderiaceae. The transcript has 4 exons. Bases 1 to 861 code for a protein of 286 amino acids. The record is from RefSeq and is a predicted model, not a curated record.